CCAUGUUGUGACCAGGUGUCACCGGUAAUGAAGCCUGGGGACACCGGGCAUGAUCCAACUUGUGUUUGUGUUUGCUUUAUGUCCGUCCAUCAGGUGAUGAAGCUCUAAUUAGUUUCCCUAAUGAUUAAAGGUGUCAUAAUUAAAUGUUUGUGUGAAGCGAAUCCCAGGUUUUCUGUCUUCCUCUGCUCCUAGUUAGAAAGUUUCGAUCUUAUUUUGAAAGUUCACGUUGAUAGGUCGGGUCGGGUUAUCAUAUUGACAUGAUUUCUGACCGAAUUGUUUGUAACUUACAUGAUUUUUUUGCCCCUGUAGAAAGAGAAACGGUGACGAGUUGGACGGGGUGUCAAAGAAAGUGAAGAAGGAGAAAGAAGACGAAGAUAAAAAGCUUGAGGACCAACUAAAGGUGCAGAGUCAGCUGAUAUGGGGCAUCAAGGACAAGCUGAAGAAGAACUGCUCCGCCAACGACAUGAAGGAGCUGCUGAUUGCAAACUCCCAGGAGGUGCCAUCUGGAGAGUCCAACCUGGUGGACUGCCUGGCGGACGGCAUGGCGUUCGGCUCCCUCCAGCCCUGUGCGGAGUGCAAGGGGCAGCUGGUGUUCAAGGGCGACGCCUACUACUGCAGCGGGGACAUCUCUGCCUGGACCAAGUGUGUGUUCACCACCAAGUCGCCCGUCCGCACAGACUGGGUCAUUCCAAAGGAAUUCCACGAGGUUCCCUUCCUCAAGAAGUUCAAGUGUAAGAAACAGGACCGGAUCUUCCCCAAGGUUGAGCCCAACGCCACCCUGGUCGUCGCCACCGCUGCCUCCAGUGGGUCGACUAAACCUUUCCCAGAAGGGGCCCCAGCUGGCAAGCCUCUGACGGGCAUGAAGCUGCUUGCUGUGGGUAAACUGAAGAAGAACAAGGAUGAGAUCAAGGCUGUCGUGGAGGAGAUGGGCGGGAAGAUAACCCCCUCAGCCAAUAAGGCAGACCUCUGCCUCAGCAACGCAAAGGAGCUGGAGAAGAUGACCAAGAAGAUGGAGGAGGUGAAGGAGGCCGGGGUGCGAGUGGUCGCCGAGGAGUUCCUCACGGACGUCAAGGCGUCGGGCAAGUCUCUCCAGGAGCUGGUCUCUGUGCACGCCAUCUCUCCCUGGGGGGCAGAGGUCAAGGUGGAGGUCAAAGUGGAGCCCAAGGCUGCUGCCGUGCCCUCAAAGUCCGGGGCCAUGGCCGCCAAGAGCACCGGCCGCGUGAAGGAGGAGGAAGGGGGCAGCAAGUCUAAGAAGAUGAAGCUAACUGUGAAAGGAGGAGCUGCCGUGGACCCUGAUUCGGGCCUGGAGAACAGCGCCCAUGUCCUGGAGCAGAGUGGGAAGAUGUACAGCGCCACCCUGGGUCUGGUGGACAUCGUCCGCGGAACCAACUCCUACUACAAGCUGCAGCUCCUGGAGGACGACGUCCAGAAGCGGUACUGGGUGUUCAGGUCCUGGGGCCGCGUGGGCACCACCAUCGGGGGCCACAAGCUGGACAAGUUUAGUGACAAGCUCGCAGCCAUGGACAACUUCCUGGGCGUCUACACGGAUAAGACUGGCAACACCUGGAACUGCACCAACUUCACCAAGUAUCCCAAUAAGUUCUACCCGCUGGAGAUCGACUACGGACAGGACGAGGAGGCUGUGAAGAGGCUCACGGAGAGUGCUGGCACCAAGUCUGAGCUGGCCAAGCCCGUCCAGGAGCUCAUCAGGAUGAUCUUUGACGUGGAGAGCAUGAAGAAGGCCAUGGUGGAGUUUGAGAUCGACCUCCAGAAGAUGCCCCUGGGAAAGCUGAGUAAGAGGCAGAUCCAGAGCGCCUACGCCCUCCUCAGUGAGGUGCAGCAGGCUGUGACAGACAGUUCGGCCGAGUCCCAGAUCCUAGACCUGUCCAACCGCUUCUACACGCUCAUCCCCCACGACUUCGGCAUGAAGAAACCCCCUCUGCUGAGCAACCUGGACUACGUUCAGUCCAAGGUCCAGAUGUUGGACAACCUGUUGGACAUUGAGGUGGCCUACAGCCUGCUGAGAGGAGCAGAGGACAACGGGAAGGAUCCCAUCGAUAUCAACUAUGAGAAACUCAAAACCAAGAUUGAAGUGGUUGACAAGAACAGCGAGGAGGCCGAGAUCAUUAUGCAAUAUGUCAAGAACACACACGCUGCUACACACAACACCUACACACUGGAAGUAGACGAGAUCUUCAAAAUAGUUCGCGAGGGCGAGUACCAAAGGUUCCGGCCCUUCAAGGACCUGCACAACCGGCAGCUGCUGUGGCACGGCUCGCGCACCACCAACUACGCCGGCAUCCUGUCUCAGGGUCUGCGCAUCGCCCCCCCAGAGGCCCCUGUGACUGGUUACAUGUUCGGCAAGGGUGUGUACUUUGCCGACAUGGUGUCCAAGAGUGCAAACUACUGCCACGUGUCACAGUUGGAUCCCGUAGGCCUUUUACUUCUGGGAGAGGUCGCCCUUGGCAACGUGCAUGAACUGAAGAAGGCUGCGCACAUUACCAAACUACCUAAGGGAAAACACAGUGUUAAAGGUGUGGGCAGAACCGCCCCUGAUCCCGGGUCCACUGCCACUCUAGAUGGGGUGCAGGUGCCGCUAGGAAAGGGCUGCAAUACCAACAUCGACGACACCAGUCUUCUCUACAACGAGUACAUCGUUUACGACGUUGCACAGGUUAACCUGAAGUACCUGCUGAAGACCAAGUUCAACUACCAGACGUCUCUUUGGUGAGAGAGGCCCGCGGUCAAACCGUCCAAUCGGUUAAACUCAAAGAACGACCCCACGACCACCACGUCACCCGGACGCCCAGCUUGUCUGCAUCCUCAGCAGACCACCAUGUUCCACAACGGAUCCAAGCUGUUGCGCCUAUAUUGUUCCUGUUGAUGUUUAAGUUCCCUAAAUGCACUCCCCAUAACGUAAUAACUGUCAACUGCUUAAGCAUUGGUAUAUUAUUAGGCACUUUGGUGUCCAUCUUGGUAGGGAACUCGCUGCUGUUGAAGCGAGGCACAAUACUGUACAGAACGUUUCGGGCACUGUUUAGUGAUCUCCUGUUUCUCUCGAGGUAGCGGUUCAAGAAAUACAAUGUUACCGUUUUCUUUUGUUUUUUCAUAAAUCUGGUAAUAACAAAUAGUAGCGGGAUGGUAAUCUUUUCAACCAUAAGAAUUACUGUCAGAAACAAGCUAUCGGCGACGUAGAGUGGAAGUCCUAGACCAUUGUUGUUCUGGGUGCCGUCUUUAGGAUUUCCUUGUCCUUUAAUCAGUCUUCCAAGUUCUUUGGUUUUUAGGACAAUGAUACUGUAAAUCAAACUGCUGUUGAAUGUGGUUCUGGUUCAUGUUACUUUGUUUCAUUCACAUCAAAGAAUAAAAAUCUUGAGACAUACCUAGAUUAU
Gadus chalcogrammus (walleye pollock) is the source of this 3389-nucleotide messenger RNA. RefSeq names its product poly [ADP-ribose] polymerase 1-like. Gene Ontology annotation, molecular function: zinc ion binding; NAD+ poly-ADP-ribosyltransferase activity. NCBI's taxonomy places the organism in Eukaryota, Metazoa, Chordata, Actinopteri, Gadiformes, Gadidae. The record is from RefSeq and is a predicted model, not a curated record.